Molecule: messenger RNA, 3878 nt
Organism: Xiphophorus maculatus (southern platyfish)
Lineage: Eukaryota; Metazoa; Chordata; Actinopteri; Cyprinodontiformes; Poeciliidae
Gene: mttp
Product: microsomal triglyceride transfer protein
Exons: 18
Coding region: 142-2808 (888 amino acids)
Biological process (GO): cholesterol homeostasis; lipid transport; lipoprotein metabolic process
Cellular component (GO): Golgi apparatus; endoplasmic reticulum; basolateral plasma membrane
Molecular function (GO): lipid binding
Source: RefSeq, a predicted model, not a curated record
GGAGUCUGCCCUCCCCUCAGAUAAAGCAGGACACAAGAGGCUCGGGCUCGCUUUGCGUUCUCCUUUUGGCCUUUUCAUUGGUGCCACUUCAGCGGCUUUUGGGGUUUGGAUCACCUGGCUGCGGGGAGAGGAGGACGCACAAUGUUGGUUCUGGCUGUUUUGUUGCUUUGCGCAGCCACUUCUGUCACAGCCUCUACCAAAGGUGCUGCUGCUGCUGCUGGACCCCGGCUGAACAAUAACCAGCUGUACAAAUUCAGCUACACCACUGAGCUCCUGCUGGACAAGGCUCGGGGGUCAAAGGAGGGCAGUGCCGGCUACAGAAUCUCAAGUGACGUGAACAUUAACCUUGUAUGGAGAGAUCCGAGCAACAAGGACGACCAGCUGAUUCAGCUGGCUAUCUCAAAUGUGAGGAUUGAGCCCGUGACUGAGAGGUCAGAGAAAAACAACAUCCUUCAUGGAGCCACGACCGAAAGCGUCUUGGGGAAAACCAAACUAGCAGCUCUAACAAAACCUUUCCUGGUGCAUCUGAAAAAUGGGAAGAUAAAGGCAUUCUAUUCCUACUGGUCAGAACCUGCAACCAUCAAGAAUUUAAAAAGAGGCAUCAGCAGCUUGUUGCAGUUUCAGAUCCAUACUGGGAAAGUUGUUGAGAAUGAUGUUUCCGGAAGGUGCACAGUUCAGUAUCAAGCAACACAAGUUCAAGUUACAAGAACCAAAAUCCUGGAGACGUGUAAGACUUCAGAGACCGGAUUUACCACACAUAGUACGGUAUUGGGUGUAAAUAGGAAGUCCAGUUCUGUUACAGUGUUUAAACUUGAAGAUGGUUUCAUCCGGUCAGCAGAGGCUGAAGAAACUCACUUUCUGGCUGUUAAUGCUCACCGAUCCACUGCUGCUAAAAUCCUAUCCAGACAAUCCCUAGUGCUCCUGGGUAAAGAGGCCGGACCAUUUGAGGCGGCUGGAAAGGACGUUGCUGGAGUCGUCAAGUCAGUAGAUGAAAAACUGGCAGCUGUUGGUGUUGUUCCUGAGAAGCUAAAAACCCAAUGCAAAGGCUGUCCUUCACUCUUCGAACAUUGGCAGGCGGCGCAAAAGCAGCUGGAGCCAGGGAGCCUGUCCAAAGCCAUGGCUCCUCGCAGCUUCCUGGGCUUCAUUCAGAGCAUUAGGAAGGCGUCCAAGGACGAGAUUCUCAAAGUUCUGAAAAGCGCCAGCAAGACAACCCUACCUCAGGUGGUAGACGCAGUGACUUCUUCUCAAACCCCUGCAUCUCUGGAUGCCAUGCUUGAGUUUCUUAAUUUCACCGACGCAAAGGGUUCCGUUCUGCAGGAGCGUUUUCUCUAUGCAUGUGGCUUUGCCUCCCAUCCCAAUGAGAGAAUGCUCCAGGCUCUGCUGAACAUUGCUAAGGGAAAGAUUGGCAGCACGGAGAUCAAAGAAUCUGUGGUGAUCAUCAUGGGAGCUCUGGUCCACAAGCUGUGUCUGAAAGGAAGCUGUAAUUUAUCGACAGUGGUGCAGGUGAAGAAGAUGAUUUUAGAAGGUCCUGAAAGCACGCAGGUUGAGUCCGAGGUCCAGAUGUACCUUCUGGCACUGAAGAACUCUCUGCUUCCUGAGGCCAUUCCCAUCCUCACAAAGAUUGCAGAGUCGGAGGUGGGAUCUUACAGCACCAUUGCCCUUACAGCCCUGGAGAGAUAUGACGUCAGCCUCAUCACCCCAGAGGUCAAACAGACUGUGAACAGGAUUUACCACCAGAACAGGCGAAUCUAUGAGAAGAACGUGAGAGCUGCUGCUGCUGACGUCAUCCUCAGUAGCAACCCUUCAUACAUCGAGGUGAAAAAUCUGCUUCUGUCCAUCGGAAACCUGCCGCAUGAAAUGAACAAGUACAUGCUGUCGAAGAUCCAAGACAUCCUUCGCUUUCAAAUGCCAGCCAGCAAAAUUAUACGUCAAGCUUUGGAGGACAUGAUUUCCCAUAACUAUGAUCGCUUUGCUAAAGUUGGGUCAUCGUCUGCAUUCUCAGGAUUCAUGGCCCAAUCUCCUGAUGUGACCUCGACGUACAGUUUGGACAUCCUGUACUCCGGCUCUGGUAUCCUCAGAAGAAGCAACAUGAAUAUUUAUGGUGCCAGUCAAGGUUCAAUGCUACAUGGACUGCAGGUGGCGAUUGAGGCUCAGGGUUUAGAGUCUCUAAUCGCUGCCACUCCCGAUGAGGGAGAGGAAGACCUGGAGUCGUUUGCUGGUAUGUCAGCUCUGCUGUUCGAUGUUCAGCUGCGACCCGUCACGUUCUUCAAGGGUUACAGUGACCUCAUGUCCAAAAUGUUCUCCAUGACCGGGGAGCCAAUGAACGUGGUGAAAGGACUCAUCCUGCUCACAGAUCACUCUGAGGUCAUCCAGCUUCAGUCAGGUCUGAAGGCGAAUGCAGAGUUUCAAGGAGGCUUAGCCAUUGACAUUUCCGGAGGGAUGGAGAUAAGCCUGUGGUACAGAGAGUCAAAAACCAGCGUCAAUAACAGAGGAGCCUUAGUGGUCACUGGCAACGUAACGGUGGACAUGGACUUUUUGAGGGCUGGUGUGGAGGUCAGCUUUGACACAGAAGCCUCUCUGGACUUCAUCACCACAGUCCAGUUCUCUGACUAUCCCUUCCUGGUGUGCAUGCAGAUGGACAAGGCUACCUUCCCUGUCAGUGAAUACUUUUCCAGGUAUGAGAGCCUGUCAUCAGGGAAGAGUAUUAUGUCACGAAAGGCUAAAAAGCAGCUUGUGCCUGGCUCUGAGUUCCCUCUCCAUCAGGAGAACUCCAACAUGUGCAAAAGGGUUUUUGAGUCCAGCUGGUAGAGAAGACAUCUGGAUGUGUCGACUACCAAAGGAUUUACUGGAUUCGCAGACGGUUGUCACAUGCUUACACUGAAAAAGCAGGUCUUGAUUUCUCAGGCAAUGAAAGAUCAUCAAGGGUGGAAAAAAGAGAAAUGGUUAAUGUUUUUAGUAACGUUUACAUUCCUGUGAGUAUUUAAGGGGUGCUGGUCAUUUUGCUGCUUCAUCAUUUCAUGUUCUUACAUUUUUGGCCAUAUUCUGUCUAUCUUUCUUAUUUGAAUAUGUAAAUAGUCGUCUUGCCACAGAAUAAUUUGUUCCGACUAUACCUCAAAUUGCUCUGGGAUGUUUAAUGCCUACUUUCACGUUUUGAGAAUUUAAAGUUAUCUUUAUAUAAUUUACUCAUUGUCUUCUAUUUAAAAAUGUGGUUAUGUGAUGCUUAAAAGAAUGAUGAUGCUUAUAGUUAUUUGGUUUGAUCAUGUCUCGUAGUAGUAGAAUCUGAGAUCAGAACUACAAUAAAUGGAAGACGUUGUAAAAUAAUAUACAAUUAAAUCAAACGUGAGAUUAGAGCAUAUUUAGUAUCAUUUAUCUCCAUAAAUGCUGAACUAGAAUGAUAAACUGACAUGAAAUUAUUCUGUGCUAAAUGACUACAAAUUUAGUACUAAAUAAUUUCUUCACAGGUAAACAGAAGAAGGGCGUCAAAGUGUUGCUAAUAAAAGAGGACAUGAAUUGGCGAAGGGGCAAAAAUGACCCAGUUAUAUUUAAAUCAUUUUGAUUUAAUGUUUUUGUCAGAAAUUGGGAGCUUUCACAUUUUGUGUUUUUGGAUUACUUUGAAAAUGAUAUUUAUGAUGGGCACAUAUAAUAAACUAUGUGAGGCUACAGUGAAGAAGAAGUUGUAAAUACUGAUGAAGCUGGAAAAAGUGCAUAAGCUUUCAAGACCAGAAAACUCUUUCCUGACUAUGAUAUUGUAUUUUUUAAAUAAAUUUGCUGAAUGAGACUGGACAUGUGAGAUUAACAGAGUAAUUUUGUUUUUAAUUGUAUUUGUCAUAAUCGAGUUGUUUAUAACUCUGACAGGCAAAAUAAAUAUCAGAACAUUG